This is a messenger RNA of Oryza brachyantha (malo sina), 1673 nucleotides long. RefSeq names its product replication stress response regulator SDE2. The transcript has 3 exons. Bases 106 to 1431 code for a protein of 441 amino acids. Gene Ontology annotation, cellular component: nucleus. NCBI's taxonomy places the organism in Eukaryota, Viridiplantae, Streptophyta, Magnoliopsida, Poales, Poaceae. The record is from RefSeq and is a predicted model, not a curated record.
UCUCUCUCUCUCUCUCUCUCCGGUAUUUCCCCAAUCCCCCUCCUCUCCCGUUGGAGGCAGGCUAGGGUUUCGAGCACCGGCUGCAGCGCCACCGCGUCGCCCGCCAUGGCCGAGGCCAACCAGUACCAGAUCCUGGUGCGGCUCCUCGACGGCCGCACCCGCUGCCUCCGCUUCUCGACGCCCACCGUCUCCGGCGCCGCCAUCCUCGACGCCGUCUCCGCGCUCUCCCGCAUCCCCGCCGCGUCCCUCCGCCUCGUCACCGGCCGCCUCGACGUCUCACCGUCCUCCGUCCUCGCCGCCUCCAGCGACGGCCAAUUCCCCUCCGCCUUCGCGCUCCUUCGCCUCCGCGGAGGCAAGGGCGGGUUUGGCUCUCUCCUUCGUGGCGCCGCCUCCAAGGCCGGCCAGAAGAAGACCAGCAACUUUGACGCCUGCCGUGAUAUCAAUGGCCGCCGGUUGCGCCAUGUUAACGCCGAGCGCCGCCUCGAGGAGUGGAAGGCCGAGGCCGCGGAUCGCCAGCUAGAGAAGCUUGCAGAGGACUUCAUCAAGAAGAAGGCCAAGGAAACGGGUCGCGCUGGUGUGCGGGCGGCCGAGGUGGACAAAUACCUUGAGAAGUACCGCAAGGAUGCCGAGAGUUGCGUUAAUGCGGUCGAGGAGUCUGUGCGUGCCUCUCUUGGUAAGAGGAAGACCGUGACCAAACCACGGAGUGGGGAAGAUGCCAAGAAGCUUAAGAUUUGGUUGGGCAAGAAGAAAGUAGAAGAGGAUGAGAGUGAUAGUGAUAGUGACAGUGAAAUGGGUGAUGAUGAGGGCGCAGAUACAAAGUCCAUAAUUCUUGAUGAUGAGAAUUCCUCACAUGGAUCCAAAAGUGAGGACGAGAAGGUUGAUCUGGGUUCAGUUAUUGAGCUACAUUCAGAAAGAGAGACCUCAGGCGAGAAGUCUGCAUGCUCUGAUUCAGAUGAGAAUGGAAACUGUGUUCAGGAGUCGAUGGAACCGACAAUUAGAUCAGAAGGUGCAUGUGGUGAUUUUGUAUCAGAUUGUGCAGUGGAGCGUGAGGUUGGAUUGAUGGAUCAGCACACACCUGAGAAUGUUAUUACUGCUCUUUCAGAAGAAGUGUUGAAACCAGAUAUAGAAGCUGAGGAUAACACUGCUUCAACCACAUCGCAUCUCAAUGGCCUAGAGUCUCCUCCAGUGGAAGAACCUUCCAAUGGAAGUAGACCUCUUUCAGAGGAACCGCUGGACCUGACAAAUUACAGUUCAGCUGCAGAAUUGGAGGUGGUUGGCAUGGAGAAGCUCAAGCUCGAGCUGCAGACUCGUGGACUAAAAUGUGGUGGAACCUUACAAGAGCGUUCGGCCAGACUUUUCCUUCUGAAAACAACACCUCUGGAGAAGCUACCAAAGAAACUUUUCGCAAAGCCCAGUGGUGGGGGGAAGUGAGAAUUAGUGAAUAUAAGAGCUACUAUGACUAAAUGCAAAUCUAAAUGUUGUCUUUUUGUAUAAUUUGAAAUGUUGCAGUGAUAAGCUUUUGUCAUGAAGCUGAAAAUGAGCUAUGACUUAUCUGCAUGUGCAUGUUCUAAUGGCUAUUGUAACCUGCUGUUACUGGACAUUACAUCCACUUACAGCAGUUAGCUUGUAAUUUCACCUAUCUUGGAUCAAGGGUUUCUUGUCAUUCGUGUUCC